This is a messenger RNA of Drosophila ficusphila, 1856 nucleotides long. RefSeq names its product axoneme-associated protein mst101(2) (gene Mst84B). NCBI's taxonomy places the organism in Eukaryota, Metazoa, Arthropoda, Insecta, Diptera, Drosophilidae. The record is from RefSeq and is a predicted model, not a curated record.
GUGUCAGUUUAGGGAAUAUUAUGGCGCAGAUCGGGUCACAAUUUUCCUAACUAAAGCAUUUACUUAGCUCAUAACCUUUUGGAUUAAAAAUUGUCUGUGAACUUUUGGCAUCAAAAUUAAAGUAAAAUAUGUUAAAACGAGCCUCUCUGGUCUUGCGCCACUAUCCGGAGGCUUGUUGUCGUGCCUUCGGAUGCAGAUGUUGUUGCAGAUGCGUUCGGGUGUAUCACGUGACACAGGUCCAGGAAGACAUGGAGGACGUUCAAAACACCAACCAGGAUUAUAAGAGGUGCGAGCUUAACGAGCUCGAAAGCAAAUUGAUUUACAAGGAAGGUAAUUGUAAUUGUGCAUUUCUGACGGAUCUGGAGCUUCAACUGGAGCGGAGGAUCCUAAGCCCGGAGUUUUCCCACCUUAAAACAUCCCUAAAACGAAAAAUGCUUCCCGAGACCGCUAGCUAUGGCAGUGGAUGCGAUGACAAAUGCGGUAAAGGCAAGAGUACAAGUAAAAAGAAGUGUGGCAAGGGUGGUGGUAAGAAGGGAGGUGAUGGGGACGACGGCGAUGAUAAGGAGACAAAGAAAUUGCGCAAGCAGUGCCAGAAAAUGGCCGAUAAGAAAAUGUGCAAGGAGAUGGCCGAAAAAAUAUGCAAGGAUAUGGCCCAAAUGGAGCAGUGCAUGAUUUGCAUGAGAAAAGAGAGGGGAGAAAGUGAAGAAGAUGAAGAGGAAGAAGAGGAAAAGGAAAAGGGAAAGGAAGGGGGCGAAGGGGAAAAGAAAUGCCCAAAUGAGGAGGAGGAGAUGGAGAAGCUUAACAAACAAGUCAUGAAGAUAGCGGAUCAAAUGAACUGUGAGAAAGAAGCUAAAAUUCAGGCGAUCAAACAAGCCUGUCUCGAGGAGGAGUAUAGAAAAGAGUGCGCCAGAUUGGCCGAAGAGGCCCGGAAGAAAGCAGAAGAAUGUAAAAGGCGACGAGAAGAGGCGGCAAGAAGAAAGGCCGAAGAGGAAGCAAGAAAAGGUGCCGAAAUAACUCUGUGCGAACUGAAGAAACAGUGCGCCAAAAUGGCCAAGGAGGAAAGGGAGAAGGCCAAGGCCAGUCAGGAGAAACUUAAGGCCAUGGCCGAAAAGGUUAAGGCCGAGAGAAUGAAAGCCCAGUGCGCUAAAAUGGAAGCAAUUGAGAAGUGCCAAAAACAGGCCGCAAAAGAGAAGGCCGACAAGGAGAGGGCCGAACGGAAUAGGGCCAAAAUGGAGGAGGAAGCCAGGCUCAAAGCCGCCCGAGAAGCCGAGGAGGCAAGAAAAAGAGCUGAAGCGGAGUUAAAGGCCAAGAAAGCAAUGUGCGAACAGUAUAACCAACAAAACGAGUGUUUAAAGGUAGAAGACGUUUGCGCUCAAUACGACUUCCACGAAGAACCCGAAGAAAACCAGGACGAUGCGAUUCACAAAGAUGUCGCACAGGAAGUUAGGAGUGAGAUUAAAACAGAGGUCAUCGGGUCACCUUCUCCCCCAUCAUCUUCGCCACCACCCAAGGCCGCAGGGCAAUCACCUUCACCACCUAAGGCCGAUGUAUCAGGACUAUUUCAGAUGUGCAAAAAAAUGGCCGACAAAAAGCUUAAGCAAAAGAAAAAGAAGGUCAAGGCACUGACCGCGAAAUGUAAGAAGAUCACUCUCAAGGAACAGUGCAAGUGCGAGAAGAAAGCAAGGAAAGCCAAGGAACUGGAGGAGUACUGCAAGAAAAAUAAGAAAUAGUUUUACAGAAACCAUAAAUUGAAAUUUGCCCAUACCUUAGCUCACCUCCGAAUUAAGUUGAUUAAAUUCCAUGAAAUCAAAAAAGGCUUGGCCGCAAAACCAUAUGGCCUUGUUAAACUUCUUCAA